Molecule: messenger RNA, 519 nt
Organism: Saccoglossus kowalevskii
Lineage: Eukaryota; Metazoa; Hemichordata; Enteropneusta; Harrimaniidae
Biological process (GO): positive regulation of Notch signaling pathway
Cellular component (GO): nucleus
Source: RefSeq, a predicted model, not a curated record
GUAAGACUGCUUGGAUUUUCUCAACUCUGUGCCUACAAUAUGAAGUCAUCCAUUGUUACCAUCAAUCAUCUUUUGCAGGAACUUUCAACAGGAGAUUUCAUCUCAUACAAUCUCAUGUUUGUAUCAUUGGUUUCCAGAAUAUGGAUCCUAUUGAGGGCGCUAUUGCUGGAUAUCAUUGCAUCAUAUUCAAAUUUGCGACCCUGGAUAGAAAAGGCGACUAGCAGUAAAAUUGUAUGGUUAAAAGAUACCGAACAGUUGCCUGAUGAUCUCUCGGAAUGGUUAGGACCUGAUAAUAAUCCAAUACAGCACACUUGGUAAGGGCUCCCCAAUUGAAAACCAGUGGGGGGGGGGGGCUGCAAGAUUUUGUGAGAAAAAUAUGUGGGUGUGUUGUGUGGGUGAAAAUAAAUUUGCACAAAUUUGCAUGACAAUUGCAUGAUAUGUAAAAUAUUUGGAAAAUGUAUGGAUAUGUGAUAAUAACAAAAACAUUGUCAGAUUACUAUAAAUGUGAAUAAAAUAUUU